Messenger RNA from Ictidomys tridecemlineatus (thirteen-lined ground squirrel), 3503 nucleotides. Lineage: Eukaryota; Metazoa; Chordata; Mammalia; Rodentia; Sciuridae. The record is from RefSeq and is a predicted model, not a curated record.
AAUAUUUUUUUUUUUUCCUUAGCUUUACCAGUCAAAAAUCUGAUGACGACUAUGAAGACUAUGCUUCUAACAAAACCUGGGUCUUGACCCCUAAAGUUCCUGAAGGAGAUGUCACUGUCAUCUUAAACAACCUGCUGGAAGGAUAUGACAACAAACUUCGACCUGACAUAGGAGUUAAACCAACAUUAAUUCACACAGACAUGUACGUUAAUAGCAUUGGCCCAGUGAAUGCUAUCAAUAUGGAGUAUACAAUUGAUAUAUUUUUUGCCCAGACAUGGUAUGAUAGACGCUUGAAAUUUAACAGUACCAUUAAAGUCCUCCGAUUGAAUAGCAACAUGGUGGGGAAAAUCUGGAUCCCAGAUACUUUCUUCAGAAACUCCAAAAAGGCUGAUGCGCACUGGAUAACUACUCCUAAUAGGAUGCUGAGAAUUUGGAAUGAUGGUCGAGUGCUCUACACCCUAAGACUGACAAUUGAUGCUGAGUGCCAGUUACAGUUGCACAACUUUCCAAUGGAUGAACACUCCUGUCCCCUGGAGUUCUCCAGUUAUGGCUAUCCACGUGAAGAAAUUGUCUAUCAGUGGAAGCGUAGUUCUGUGGAAGUGGGUGACACAAGAUCCUGGAGGCUUUAUCAGUUUUCAUUUGUUGGAUUGAGAAAUACCACUGAAGUAGUGAAGACAACUUCUGGGGACUAUGUGGUCAUGACUGUCUACUUUGAUCUGAGCAGAAGAAUGGGGUAUUUCACCAUACAGACCUACAUACCCUGCACGCUUAUCGUGGUCCUGUCCUGGGUGUCCUUCUGGAUCAACAAGGAUGCUGUUCCAGCCAGAACAUCUUUAGGUAUCACGACUGUCCUGACAAUGACCACCCUCAGCACCAUUGCGCGCAAAUCUCUCCCCAAGGUCUCCUAUGUCACAGCAAUGGAUCUCUUUGUGUCUGUUUGCUUCAUCUUUGUCUUCUCUGCAUUGGUGGAGUAUGGCACCCUGCAUUAUUUUGUCAGCAAUAGGAAACCAAGCAAGGACAAAGACAAAAAGAAGAAAAAUCCUCUUCUUCGGAUGUUUUCCUUCAAGGCCCCUACCAUUGAUAUCCGCCCAAGGUCAGCCACCAUUCAAAUGAACAAUGCCACUCACCUUCAAGAGAGGGAUGAAGAGUAUGGGUACGAGUGUCUGGAUGGCAAGGACUGUGCCAGCUUCUUCUGCUGCUUUGAAGAUUGUCGCACAGGGGCCUGGAGACAUGGGAGAAUACAUAUCCGCAUCGCCAAGAUGGACUCCUAUGCUCGCAUCUUCUUCCCUACGGCUUUCUGCUUGUUCAAUCUGGUGUAUUGGGUCUCUUAUCUUUACCUGUGAGGAGGUAUGGGUUUUAUUGAUCUGGAUCUUAUUCACUGAAUCUCAUGGAAAUAAGAUGUCCCUUGUAAGUCCACUUCAAAAAUCCCCUGUGUGGUUGAUAAUGACCUGAAUUUGUUUCUAUGUCCUAACCUGGUAAAUCGUACAAUGUCAUAUCGUUUGUGCCCAACUCUCCUUUGGUUAGUAUAAUUUGAACUUUAAUGUUUGCUGUGUUUCAUACCUGCAAGGCAAAGGAAAAUUAGAGCAAGAAUGGAAAACAAGCAAGGUAUUUUUCAUCUAUAGCAACUGAAAUAGUGAAAGCUCUUCCUGUUUAUAUUGACCAGAGUCCUUACUUGAUUCAUAAAACAGUUAGAUACCAAGGUCCAAAACUGUAUCCUAAGUUCAUUCGGGGGCAAGUUGUGGUAAAUUUGGAUAUAAUGAACACAAUGAACUCCCUCAUUUGAGAAUAAUCACAAGCCUAGACUAGAAAUCUCUUAUUCCUUCAUUCCAUGAUAGGAAGAAAAUUUCCUCCACAUCACAUGUACAAUGAUGUAAAUAUUUCAAUAAUGUAGAAUGCUUCAAGUUUAAUGCAUGCAUCUCUUUAGAGCCAAAAUAAAUGGAUUGAAGUUAUCUUCAUAAAGUAUUGUCCUUUAUUUUGUGUCUUUGAGUUAUAAGAGAAUCAUGAAUGUAAUUAUAAGGAUUUGGGUUUACAAUUGGAGGGAGGAAUUUCCAUUGCCUUCUCCCUCAUGCAUGAAGACUCAGUUUAUUUUUAUUUCUUGUAUGGCAUAUUAAAAAACACUUUGAGUAAAAUAUAGGCUGAAUAAUUGACAUUUGCCAACUCUAAAUAUGCCCAAUUUCACAAGUAAGCUAUAAAGUAAUCAUAUGUGCUUGCCGCUAUUUUUUCUUCCAGUUAGGAUGCUAGAUCAUAGCAGACUUACUCUCCAUCUCAAGAUCUGCUUCUAGUGACUGUUAGUGCCUUGUGGGCAGAAUCCUUGUCAUUUCUUCUUUGGGUCCUCAGUACCUUGCAUAAUAUUUGACAUACAGUCAGUGCUCAAUAAAUAUGAUUUGCGAUGAGUUGCCUUCAUAAACUUCUGGUGAAUCUCUCCGUGCUGCCCCGGAAUGAGUGAUUCAUCCAUUCAUGUUGGCACUGUCAAGUGAUGCUUGAUUUUGUAGACAUAACCACAGAGGAUCCAAAGAUCUUUGGUUAUUAUGUUCAUCUUCAAAAAUUUGUUUCAGGUAAAGUCUGCACUCCUUUUAAAAUAGUAUCUAUGUUCUAUAUUUGUGUACAGAAAUGACUAAGAGGGCAUAGAGUUUAUAAUAUUUUUUUUUCCAGGUUUGGGUGUGAGUCAAUUCUGAUCCCUUGAAAAUUCUAUUUGCAAAUUUACGCAAGGCAAAAGCAAGAUUCAUACCUGACUGUCAUUCAGAAUGUAGUAUUCUAUGCUCUGUGAAAAAAGUAUACAGAGAUUAAACUAAAAACCAAAUGAAAAGACGAAUGGCCCACAUGGAGGUCAUUGAGCCUAUGAUUGUGGCCCCAUGAGACUAUAUUGUAAUGAAAUGAAGUGAUUGUCCCAGACGUCAAAUGUAAUGAAUUGAGUCUUAUAUUUAUAUACUUACCUGAGUCCUUAUUUUUCUAAAAUAGUACCCUUUGUUGGUUCUUCUUUAUGCAAUCAUUACUCUAAGUCAGAGUUUAAUAAUAGCUAGUGUAACUUUAUAGAUAAUCUGAAAAAAAAAGUAGAAAGAAGAGAGAGACUUUGUGAAUAUAAAACCAUGUAAAGUCAUCUGGAUGAAUCUUGAAAUACAUUUAGCUGCCAAUUUUGCAAUGUUUAAUAUAUCAGUGCUCUCAUAUUUAACCUCAAACAAAUGUAAAUAGAAUGAAUUAUUUUCUUGUUUUAAACCGUCAAGAUACUAAAUGUUGACUCUUUGGGAGAGUUGUUGGCAAAUUUCAAUGGUGAGAAACAUGUUAUUAUUGUCAACUUGAAAUGUGUUCUGUAAUGGGGACACUAAAAAAAGCUAGCUUUCCAAUGUGUGCAUAGUAUUGGCAACAUGGAUAUAUAGUAUAUAUAAUCUAAUUCUUAAUUAUCAGCUGCACCCUGUCGCUGUAAUUGAAAGCCUUUUCACAAAAGGAAUUGCCUAAUGUGGACUUUUACAAUAAAAAUCCCGAAUUCUAAUCCUGGUAGCAUCUCA